AUGCUUCUCUCGAAGGUUUUACUUAUCCUCUUGUUAGCAUCCACUUUGCUGGACAUUCCUCUAUCCAGAGCAAUGAGUCAACCCGAGCACACUGAGCCCGUCAGCACCGCGACGGCCGACAUGCCGUUGCCUACCGCCUAUGAAUUUCUCGUCAUGGGAAACAACGACUGCAUGGGCGCAGCAGAUGACCUGUAUCCUAUGACUGCUGAGUUGGCUCGCUCCCGGCUUACCAGGACUUCUUCGGAAGAAGCUCCUGUUUCCGCGAAGCCGGUCAACGCUAGCACGGCGAACCAGAGGCUUCCCAAUGACGACCUGGAGGCUGACCCCAUGCCGCGCCCGAACCCGUUCACCGAAGACUUUGGUGCUUACCAGCCGUCCAUGAUGGAACAGAUGAUGAAUGACUACAACCGAGACAACGGCGGAAAUCAGAUCCCGCCAUUCGUCGUCUGCACUUCUCUCAACGGACGACCCCGCGUCUACUCUCGUUGGGACAUCUGGUUGGCGAUCCAAGCUGCCGUGCACGAUCUGUCUCCCGACGUGCGGUCCGGCGACCGAUCUCUCGGUGCCGCUUGGCCUCGCCGCCUAGGCUUCCAGCGUCCUGACAAUUCCAGCGGCGGCGCCGUUGGUUCCAUCAUGGAGUAUCCAAUCGGCAUACACGAGUACGAUCUACCUUUGACCUCCCUCACCGGCGAAACCACCCUCAUGCGCGACCGUGUGACCUUCACCCCGGACGGGGUGUACACGGGCGUGAUCCGGUACACCAACGAGACGACCUGGCACCGGUGCUACCCGCACGGCUGGCACUCGUUCCAGCGCGGCCGUGCCGCGACCCGCUCCCUCGUCGGCCUCGGCGUCCGCCACGUCCGCGGCCUCUGGAACCGGUGGCUCGGAUACCCGCACGACGGAUACGAGCGCGUGGAGGACUAG
Daldinia caldariorum is the source of this 927-nucleotide messenger RNA. RefSeq lists its product as uncharacterized. Bases 1 to 927 code for a protein of 308 amino acids. The transcript has 3 exons. The record is from RefSeq and is a predicted model, not a curated record. Lineage: Eukaryota; Fungi; Ascomycota; Sordariomycetes; Xylariales; Hypoxylaceae.